ACCAGAGGCUGCUCAGGUACAGCCCAAGCUGAAGGUGUCCCCAUCCCUCCCAGCAUGCAGCCACCUUGGGGUGGGCAGGGAAGGAGCGGGCACUGUGUGGCCAGGGGCAUUUUGGGCAACACAAAGUGCCGGCUGCACCCAGGGAGAGGGGCUUUGCAGCCGCGCGCAUCAGCUGGGGCUUGGGCUAGGGGGUCACUGCGACCCUGCACCCUCCACCCCUGCAAACCGCCCUCCUGUGUUUCCAUGGGUCUCGCCACAGGCCAGCCAUGCCCCUGGGGGGUUGUAUGCGCCACCCCAAAGUCAAUGUGGUCCUGCCAUCACCUGGUGACCCACGGGAGGUGGGAGAGUUCCCCUUCCACACCAACCCUGCGGUCUGGGCAGCCACACACCAUCCUCUUCCUCCUCAGCUGCUCCUCUGCAUCUUCACCUUUGCCAUGGUGCUGGUCCCUGAAGCAAAGGACCAAAGCAAGGCAGCGAAGGGCAGGAGAAGGGGUCUGGCACGGCCCCCCACGGCUGCCCCUGCCCUCAGCUGGGCCCUGGAUGACCCUUUCACCACCAUGGCGGACUACGAGCGCAGCAUCCAGGACAUGGUGCACCAGCUGAGGAACAGCUCUGAGCCAGGUGACACCAAGUGCCAGGUCAACUUGAGGCUCUGGAGGUCCAACCGGAGGAGCCUAUCCCCCUGGGCCUACAGCAUAAACCACGAUGCAACGCGGAUCCCAGCUGACAUUCCUGAGGCUCGAUGUCUCUGCACUGGCUGCAUCAACCCCUUCACGAUGCAGGAGGACCGCACCAUGGCCAGCAUUCCCAUCUACAGCAGGCUGCCUGUCCGCCGGCUGCUCUGCCAGGUGCCUGGAGAGGUGGGGCACAAGCCCUCUGGGAAGAAGAAGUGUCAGAAGAAGUACCAGAUGGUCAUGGAGACCAUCGCUGUGGGCUGCACCUGCAUCUUCUGAGGUUGCAAAGCUAAUCCCUGCAGCUACCUGUGGGCAUCUAACCAGCUUGCUCUUGCUUUCCAAGCUUGCGCAGCCCUCUGGGAGAGUCACCCCGCUGAGCAUCAGGGUGAGAACCCCUGCACAAGCAGAUGGCAGCUCUAAGAGCUUCCCAAAACUCCCCUGCAGAUUCCAUCAGCCUCAGCCCAAGCAGCCACUUUGGGGACACCCAGCACUGGGGCAGCCCCUGCAAGUCACCCAGCUAUGCAGUCCCAUGAGUGGCCUCACAGUGGGACACCAGCCCGAGCCCCAACACCUCCAGGGGGAGCUCAGCAGGGCGGACUGGGGACAGAGGGAGGCAGCUGCACAGUCCCUUGGGCUGGGCAGGAUCAGGCCUCCUCCUGCCCCAAAGUCCCCGUUUGCUCCAUCGGUGCAACAGCUCCAGAAGUGCUCAGUCCUCCCCAGUCCACCUACAGGUUCCUCUGCACUGGGCAAGGCAGCCCAGGGAGUGGGGCAAGUGGGCAGUGGUUUGGGUGGCCUUUGAGGUCUUCAAUAAAGCUCAUCGCUGGCCCCCGUCUGAGCCGCCCUCUGCCUUGGCACCUCGCGCUGCCCCUCCAUGCUGCCCAGGCCUCUCCCAGCAAGGCUCUUCUGCCCCCCAAAACCCAGCUGAGCCCAGGAAGCCUGGACACCCUGGGAACAGGGAGCACCCAGCAGCAGGCGAGUCAGGACCUGCGACAGCCCACUCUGCGCGCCCAUCCCCGGGGCGCCAGGCCGGCGAGAGGGGCUCAGCUCCACACACACACAGCAUGGGAGAGGCCACAGGACCUCCUGCCCCAGCCAGGGCCAGCCCUACCACCAAGCUUCCCAGCGCCAAAGCCAGGAGAGGCUGCAGCAGCUCACCAGGGUGGACCCAUCUGC
This is a messenger RNA of Columba livia (rock pigeon), 1847 nucleotides long. It is a transcript of the gene IL17B, whose product is annotated as interleukin 17B. NCBI's taxonomy places the organism in Eukaryota, Metazoa, Chordata, Aves, Columbiformes, Columbidae. Gene Ontology annotation, cellular component: extracellular region. Gene Ontology annotation, molecular function: cytokine activity. Gene Ontology annotation, biological process: inflammatory response. The record is from RefSeq and is a predicted model, not a curated record.